AUGGGCACGACCAGCACUUCCAAGGCGCGCCGCGGCUUCAAGCAGAAGGCCAAGGGAGCAGAAGCUCGUGUCGCGGCGGGUCUCCCCCCACUUCACUUCGCCGCACCUUCCCUGGUGACCGACAACAGCCCGGCAGCGUCGACGUCGUCCUCCAUUACCUUCCCUCCACCAACCCAGCGCUCGGAUGUGAUUGAGGAGCGUAAGCAGGAACUCUACCUCUUGAGGCUCGAGACCGAAAUCGAGGUCCAGAGGGAGAAGAAGUACCUCGCUUGGAUGAGGGCCGAUGAAGUGGCGGCCCAGUGGCAAGAGGCUACUCGCAGGCGGAAGGAGGAGCAGGCGGCUCUGGAGGCCCCUGUUAAACGCUACAAGACAUCAGUGAACGCGGAGAACAAGGACGCCCCCGACAACGACGAGCCCAGCGCGCAGACAGCCGUUGGCCUGGCGGCGAGCGAGGACGGUGGCCAGCGCAAGGUGUACAGGGCCGCUCAGAAGGCGGGCAUGAUUAGCCCCGACUCCGCCCCGGUGCCAGACGAGCACGCGCAGGCGAAGGACGAGGAAGUCACGGUGGCGAGCAACCAGCAGAACGCCACCACGACCAAGGAGGACAUGGACGAGGCCUGA
Molecule: messenger RNA, 621 nt
Organism: Apiotrichum porosum
Lineage: Eukaryota; Fungi; Basidiomycota; Tremellomycetes; Trichosporonales; Trichosporonaceae
Exons: 3
Coding region: 1-621 (206 amino acids)
Source: RefSeq, a predicted model, not a curated record